GGUGAAUGCGCGUGCUCAGCCGGAAGUGUUGGUCUCCAAGCCAAACUGAAACAACAUGUCUGUAGAUUCAUCUUUAUUAAACAUUGAAUCAAAGGAGCUGGACUAUGAAAAACUCUUCCUGGACAGCCUUCAGCAUGAACCAGAACCAUCAGAUCUCUUCAAACCUGCCACUUUUUUACAAGUUACACCCAAACCUGGUUUCUGUAUCAAAGUGAAAGAUGAAGAAGAUAAAAAAGUCUUCAUUAAUAUUUGUCAAGCUGACAAUGUUCCAAUACCUGAGGAAAUAUCUGACGAGAAAUUAAUGGAAUUGCUGGAUUCUGAAGUUCCAACUGAUUACCGAAUCCCGAUGAGUCUCGGAGAAUCUCACCCAGAACUCGAUAAAAGUGGCCAAGCCUGUACAGUCUAUGAUAUUGUCAUCAAUCCAAAGUUUUUCGAAAAGAUCCAGAAGAAUGAGUUGUUCCGAGUAUUUAUGAUAUCGAUAUCUAUGGAAGGUUUGGAGGAAAAAUACAAAAUGAAGCUAAAACGAAAAUCUUGGGUGAUGUUGAAGAACAAGAAGUUCAUGGGAAGUAUAGCACCACAGAACAUUCGCAACAAAUCAAAAUCCUUGAUUUGUGAAGUCUCUGAUAAUGUAGGGUCAGAGUCCAGUCUACAGCCUGCAGCACCAUCUACUCCACUGAUCAAAGAAAUAUCCAGCCAUGCAGUGCAACAUAUUGGAGAAAAGCCUUUGUAUAAAUUGCUGAAAGACCCUGCUCAAGGACAUCCAGAAUUUAUGGUAGCAGAAAUAAACCUUCCCAAAAUUAAAAUUGCUACGUCAUUGAUUCUCAAUAUCGGAGAAGACCGCUUGCUUCUAGAAACGAGAUCGGAUGUCUACUUGUUAGAUAUCUAUUUUCCAUACAACAUCAUCCAGGAAAACUGUGGGGCACAGUUCAAUAGAAAGACUAAGUUAUUAACUGUCACCAUGCCAGUCCAACCAGAGAAUUAUGUAACAACCUGAUCAUUGUGCAAGAAACUACACAAUAUAUUUCUGUUCUAGUUGUUAACAGCCAGGAUGCCAGUGCAAACAAAGUGUUAUUAUAUAAUGACCUGACUGAUGCUUUCUGGACAUUAGACAAUGUAUAUUUUUGUUCCAAUUAUUCAUAUUGAAUUAAUUUUUGCACAAUUUUUUCAAUACUUCUCAAAUUGGUGAUUUUUAUGUAUAAUGAUGCAUAAAAAUUAUCAAUUCAAGACAGAAUAACCAAGAGCAAGAAAAGUGGGUGGUAGAUAUUCAAUUCAGUUUUACACCACCACCGACUCUUUACCCUGGGGUACCUUCAUUGGAGUUUAUGGAAUUUUGUAUGGGUGAUAUCUUUAAUCAUUUGCCUGGUUUUAACACAACCACCUGGGUCUUGGACCCUUUAGUAGUGUUACACCUGGUGCUAGAUGGGGUUUUGUAUUUUUUUCACCCAGUUUAACACCAUCUACUUGCCCCUGGGUGUCUUUAGUCUGGAGAUUCUUCCUCUCUUCAUCCAGUCGUGGAGUUCUGCAAAAGGUCCUGAAGGAUAGGAAAUGACUUAAAAUCUAUCUAUUGUUUGCUGAAUCUGCCCUGUAGGGACCUGUUGGUCUUAUCUCUCUCUCUCUUUCUUAUCCUCCCCCUCACUGUCUGUCUGUCUAUCUAUCUAUCUAUUCCCCUCAUAUUUCUGUCUAUAAUGUUUGAAAUCAUUUAUUUUAAAAUCUAAAAUCUUAGCCAUUAAUUCACAAACUAUGCAAUAUUACAUUGAUAUUAGCUCUGUAUUUGAGAGAGAAACAACCAAGAGACCCAGCAAUUAACAGAUUCUUGGUUCAAAUCCCAGCAUUGUUUCUGUCUGUUAUUGUUUUUUUAUAAAUGUUUAAUAAAUGUGUUUUUGAAAAUAUUA
This is a messenger RNA of Octopus sinensis (East Asian common octopus), 1892 nucleotides long. RefSeq names its product PIH1 domain-containing protein 1. The transcript has 10 exons. Gene Ontology annotation, cellular component: ribonucleoprotein complex; cytoplasm; R2TP complex. Bases 56 to 994 code for a protein of 312 amino acids. NCBI's taxonomy places the organism in Eukaryota, Metazoa, Mollusca, Cephalopoda, Octopoda, Octopodidae. The record is from RefSeq and is a predicted model, not a curated record. Gene Ontology annotation, biological process: box C/D snoRNP assembly; rRNA processing.